AUGGGUGGCAUAUCUUCAAGCAAGCUGCCUCCAGUCAACGACAAAGACUUGAGGACGGUGCUGUCAUACAACAUCAACGAGAACCAUAUCAGGUCUGUGUACAAGCUCUUCACCGAGAUUGACGUCGACUCCAAUGGCGUGUGGACCGUCAGCGAGAUGUACAGAGUUCUCAAGGAGCCGAGGAUGUCGGUCCGCGCUCCUGUAAUCGACACCAUCUUCUUCAUGGGUGAUAGCAACAGCGAGGGCAGCAUGACGUUUCAGGAUUUCCUGGUGACGAUGUGCUCCUUCUGCGCUCUUUCCAAGGAGGAGAUGCUGCAGUUCCUGUUCAUGAUUAUCGACAUUGACCGCAACGGUACCAUUGAGAAGGAAGAGCUCUUGAACUUCUUCUCAUACAUUCCAGCCGGCUCUGAUGAGGGCCGUGGCGAGCCUGUGUUCCCGGUGAACAACAAGAACGCACUGGACAAGUUCCGUGGCGGGAAGUGGCGAAGUCUCCAGUUCGACGGUCUUGCUCAGCUGUGUGAGCUUUUCCCGUACAUCGCCUAUCCUGCUUAUCACACCCAGGACAUGUACCGGAAGAUCCUGCUUGGCAAGAACUUCUGGGAGCGCCUCGACUACGAGCGCAUCAAGUACCAGACGGUGGUUAGGACGAAGCGGGUGCGGAUGCCUUUCACCAAGAAGAAGAUCGAGGUAAAGCUGCCCGGCCGCUGCACAAUGCAGGAGCUCUUGGAAUACUCGCGCAGGAACACCGCAGUGCAAGGCGGCAAGCGAGUUACGUCCCAGGAUGCCGGCGAGGCCGAGUCUGCCCUGGCCAAGGAGCGGGAUCUGCAGAUUCAGCGAAGUCCCAUUUUGAACAUGAUCCGCAAUCCACGUUGCAUGUACUACAUCCCGCAGGAGGGUGGCAAGAACAUUCAGAAGCAGAAGGGGCACAGGUCCGAACUGGAUGUGGGUGAACAGGAUGUGGAAAGCGAUGAUGGCGCUGAGAUGGACCAGGGCGGCAGUGAUACUGGAGGAGGCGUCAUCACAGGGGCGCCCAACAACGCCGAGCACAUGCUGGCCAUUGUGACGGCGAUGCAGAUGAAGCAGAACGAGAAGACUGCUGUGGAUGAUCUUGAGGACGACGAGGACGACUUCGAAG
Messenger RNA from Symbiodinium natans, 1135 nucleotides. The record is from the annotation of a GenBank genome assembly. NCBI's taxonomy places the organism in Eukaryota, Dinophyceae, Suessiales, Symbiodiniaceae.